UAAUUCUGUCAUUGAAUUGUUACUAUUAAUGUUAUAUUGUAAUGAGAUAUUAGUUUCCCAGGGCGGGGAAUUAGGCACCGAACUCAGAGAAUAGAGAGAGAAUAUGAUUAAUAAUGUUGAGCGCCGUGUAGAAGAUCCCCUCCUAUUGCAAACAAAGCCAAGGUGUUGGAAAUAAUAAAGAUUUCACUUUUAACAAUGGUAUAAUUGGUUUAACAAUUUAACAAUAGAAACAAUGAGAAGUCAGUCGGUUGCUAUACAUACUAAUGUAAAUUAAGAAACGAGUCUUUUACUAUAACAUGUUAUCGUAACUUAGUAUUAUUUCUAAACAACUAGGUUUUAUCCUCAUUGGGAUAGGUAAAGUGUCAGGACGGCAGGUCCUGGACAAAAGGCAUGGAGAAUUUAUUGAGUAUAAAAACUCCAUGUAUUAGUAGGAUAACAACUUGAGAAAAUGACACUGUCCAUAAUAAGUUAAAUUAGCCAUGAAAAAGGGAUAUCCAGAUGGUAUACAGAGAUUCUAACACCAAACUAGAAUUACAUUGAUGACCGCAGCAGGAACUGUCCCUGACGGCAAAAGCAGAUCAUGAACACCAAUGGUAGUCAUGGCUGGGGAACCAGGCCCUGAAGGUAGACCUUGAAGUUGAUCUUUGAAGUUAGACUUUACAGUUGAUCAUUCUAGUUGAACUUUGACGUUGGACUUAGACCCCUGCAACAAAAUGACAUGUUACAGCUCUGUCAACCCCGUUACGACGCGGAAUUAUAGGUAAAAACACUCACCACAUCACGUGGGACGAUAUUAUAACAGCAUUCCCCCUAAUCGAUGGACUAAACCAUUGGUUCUAUACUGAAAGAAAGAAAAUGAGGUUAGGUCAUUGUCAUGAACAUAUGUAGCUCAUAAUUGCCAACGUUCCACGAUAAUAACCAUCAAAACACUCACCAGACGACCUCACCAUCCUUCCAUCAUUAUAUAUGUGGCUUAUACACCACUUUAAAAAAUAAUUUUUAAAUUGCCAUCGUCAUCGCGUAAACGAAAUGUCAAACGGACAUAACUUCUUCCCGGCGCGUAGGCACUCACCUGUAUGCCAUACAGCCAAGUGGGAAGUUAAAAAAAACGUGUUUCAAGAGACUUCCUCUCAAAUCGAACCUUUCGCUACCGCGUGGAAGAUACGCUCUUGUCACCGCACCCGAUACAUGCCGGAGUCCCACAAGGCUCUGUCCUCUCCCCUUUACUAUUUUCAUUGCAUACUAGUGACAUUCCCAAAUCCCCUAACACCGAACUAGCUUUAUUUGCGGAUGAUAUAGCCAUCUAUUCUUCGUGCCGUGGUCGAGUUAUGAUGACCAGAAGUCCCUCUCAAAUCCACCGUCUACAGGUAAUACAAAAUCCCGACGACCCGAUUACUCUAGCCAUAGAGGCAGCCAAUCAGCUCGCGACACCAAACACUUCAGGACUCCGAUACCGACCCCACCGGCGUGGUCGACGACUUCCCUCAAACAGCGCUUAUCGCUAUCGACCUACUAGGGUCGAUUAAUUCUUUCAAAUAUUUUUCCUCUCAGAUGACGCCCUGAGCCGAGUGUCAAACCCAACUGGGCACCCUCAGGCCUGUUGUCUUAAACGUUGUACAGGGUGAGAGCCUUCAGCGCUCCCCAUUUGUCCGGCCAAGUAGUUAAUGUCAUCUGCGGCAAAUCUACAAUAAGUCACGUCAAAAAAAAAGGUGCAAAUCAUAUUUCGUUGACUAAUGCCCUUUUGCUAAUUUAACAGUAGAUACAGGAUUUCGUUAAGUACUCACCUAAAUAUGAGGUCGCUCUUUGAAAAGUUUCAGGCAGAAUUAAUUGCAGAGUCUUAGGGCGCCUUCAAAUUUGCCGCAAGGUGCCGCGCGGAGGCAGCGCGUCUGCAGCGCUGCAGUCGCGCUGCCGUCGCUAUGUUUGAGAACGGUAGAGUUGUAUUUUAGUUUUACGAUGGACUCAGACGAAGAAACACUGCUCUUAGUGUUACUAUUGAUAAAAAAAAAAAGAAUUUUGAACAAAAAACAAAAAAAAAAGAAGCCUAAGACAACGUUGCCAUUAUUUUGUAUAACCCAACAAACUGAAUUUUAUAAAGUGAAAAGUUACAGUGAUCAAAAAUUUCAGAAUUAUUUAAGACUGUCAAGAAAACAAUUCUACGAAUUACUUUCUCGUUUAGAACCUUAUAUUGGAAAACAAAAUACAACCUUCAAAAAUACUAUUUGUGCUGAAGAGAGACUAUUUAUAACACUCAGGUUCUUGGCAGAAGGUUGCAGUCUUACAAAUUUAUAUCAUACGUAUAAUCGUGGACUUUCUACGAUUUGUGCUAUUGUCAGAGAAGUUUGUCGAGCAAUAUACGAAAACCUCCAUACUAUUUAUAUACCUGAGCUUCAAGAAGAAGAUUGGUUAAUUAUUGCUAACGGAUAUUACACUAAGGCCAAUUUCCCUAAUUGCUUGGGUGCUAUUGAUGGAAAACAUAUAAGAGUAAUCAAACCAGAGCAUAGUGGUUCUCUAUAUUACAAUUAUAAAAAUUACUUUUCUAUUGUUCUUUUAGCGAUAUGUGACUCAAACUAUUGUUUUACGUACAUAGAUGUUGGGUCAUAUGGAAAAGCUUCUGAUUCGCAAAUUUUCAAAAAUAGUAACUUUUACAAAAGACUACAUGAACAGGACUUAAAUAUUCCCAAUCCGUUGCCAAUUACAAAUGAUGGACCACCAGUGCCUUUUAUUUUCAUUGGUGACGAAGCAUUCGGAAUUAGUAAUUUUAUACAACGACCUUACGCUGGCAAUCACCUAAAUGAGAAGAAACGUAUUUUCAACUAUCGUUUAUCGAGGGCAAGAAGAUACAUUGAGUGUUCGUUUGGCAUAAUGGCAAAUAAGUGGAGAAUUCUUCAUCGUCCGAUAAAUGUACAAAUACCCUUUGCUGAAGAUAUCGUUCGCGCGUGUUGUGUGUUACAUAAUUUACUUAGGAAGACGGAUUCAAAGCAAUCCAGCUCCAACCCAACAAUGCUGAGAUACGAUUUACAAAACAUACAACAAAAUCAAAAUAAUCACCCACAAAUAAGUGCUACGACUAUACGUGAUACACUAGCUGAUUAUUUUGUUAGUCCAGAAGGAGAAUUGUCAUGGCAAACGAUGAAAAUAUAAAGAAGUUGUGUUAAAAAUAUGUAGGUAUACUUACAUGCUUCAUUUUUUUCACUUGCGGUCUUGUUUGUAAAAUUUUCAAUAAAUUUAUUACAUAUUUCUU
Molecule: messenger RNA, 3241 nt
Organism: Pectinophora gossypiella (pink bollworm)
Lineage: Eukaryota; Metazoa; Arthropoda; Insecta; Lepidoptera; Gelechiidae
Exons: 2
Coding region: 1954-3141 (395 amino acids)
Source: RefSeq, a predicted model, not a curated record